Messenger RNA from Anopheles darlingi, 2779 nucleotides. Its product is annotated as venom acid phosphatase Acph-1-like. The transcript has 7 exons. Gene Ontology annotation, biological process: dephosphorylation. The coding region runs from base 1361 to 2605 and encodes 414 amino acids. NCBI's taxonomy places the organism in Eukaryota, Metazoa, Arthropoda, Insecta, Diptera, Culicidae. Gene Ontology annotation, molecular function: phosphatase activity. The record is from RefSeq and is a predicted model, not a curated record.
GCACGGCCCGCGGCAACAAUUGCCCGCAUGAUCUCACAACGGGAACCAAGCUCUGUGGAAAGAAUCCGAAAAAAUCCGGCCGAAAACCCUUAGCCAAAGUGCGAAGAUUAGCACGUUUGCAAAUGUCGUCGUUAGCGAGCGAGAAACGGAACAAUGUGUGUUAGUACAAGCUCUGCCUUAGAUAAAACGGUCCGAUAAGGCACAUGUACUAGGGGCCGUGCAUACACCUUUCCUGGAGAGGAAAUUGAUAAACCCAAGGAAGUAUACUUCGCGGCGAAACAUUGAACGUGGCAGAACGUUCACGGCGUAUCACGGGGUCACACGCGCAUUGAAAAGCACAAAAAAGAGAAAGUCCGCAUAGUCCGUUCACUGGAUCGCUGGCGGAGUACGAGGCUCAUCAAUCUACCUAGAGAGUGAAAGUGUGCUAGCGUUCUCAGAUCAGAAGAGAUCAGAAAAUUCCUAUUCCCCAAUGUGUUAUGGUAUCGUACCAACGUUAGACCCGGAGGGUUACCUUCCAGCUGGGGAAGGAGCUGGUAAUUUCCAUAGAAACAGAAAUCCAUCGCGAACACUACAAUCGGCCGUUGCGCGAUCGGUCCUGCCGCAGGUUCACUACCACUGGAGCAGGUAUCUUCCGUUGAUUCGCGUACCGGCCAACCUUACCACGGCCGUGGUUCCUGGUGGUUCUACGACGAUCACGACGACUACAACCACGCCAACGGAACCGACAGCGACCACCACCGCCGCCAGCACCGUCCUCAACCAGCCCAAUACGGUUAGCUCCCCAUCUCAGUAGAUGUGGCGUGGCGUUGGGUGGUCUCCACAGCUGGUUCAUUAUCACCGGUGAGCAUCGCUAGCACCAAACCAGUAUUCGCCACUCCCAUCGUCCACCGUCUAUCGACCACGCCGAGCCAAAACAUGGCCCAUGACACAUAUACACACACUCCCCAAUAAACUUACAAAACCUUAUGACCCCACGGUACAGCACCAGGAACGUGUGCCUGAAUGAAACCUCUUCCCUAUAGCGUAUAGGAAGAUUAUCCCGAAAGCAAAUAUCAAUAGCGGAGCACGCGCACCAUUAUCAGUUUGUCCAGUGUUGUAGAUGAUUUGAUUUUUUUUGCCACGACAGUCCAGGGGCUUUUCUCCCAGGCCCAAGCCACAGCAUCCAGACCCCACCCCUCGACACCGUAUUCAUAUAUUCCUUUUUCUCUGGGGAUGCUUCAAACACACAAAUUGAACAAAUACCACGCAGCGUGCCCGAAUCCCGAAUCCAGCGAACAACCACGUUGAUUCGGUGUGCGCUCGCACCCUCGCUUAUGCUCAUCGGUGGCGUAUAUAAGAAGCCUUGCGGCACGACUGCGCCAUGUACUAUCUCAGCAGACGCGCGCUGAUCAUGGUUACGUGCAGUAUGCUGAUCACGACGAUCGUCCUCUUUACCGCCUACGGCGUGUACGGAGCUCCAUCAUCCGCGGAGGAUCACUCGGACGAGGGUUUCGAUGAUUUUCUCACUGAGAAUGGUAGCCGUGCGUCCAACUACGAGCUGAAGCAGGUGCACGUGUUUUUCCGCCACGGCCAACGGACACCGGCGGACACCUAUCCGAAAGAUCCUUAUCUGAACUUCACCUUCGAGCCAUACGAUUGGGGUCAGCUGACUAACAACGGAAAGCUGUCAAUUUACAAGGAGAUUGGCCAAUGGCUACGCGAAACCUACGGAGACUUCGUUGGUUCGACAUACCGCGCGGCCAACGUACACGUGCAAACAACGGGCGUUUCGAGGACACAAAUGACUAUGCAGGUGGUACUGGCGGGGCUGUUUCCGCCGGCAAACACCCCUCUAAGGUGGAACCGCAAUCUAAACUGGCAACCGAUUCCGUAUUUCAGUGAACCGCUAAGCCAAGAUACGCUUCUUCUUGUGCGUGUUUCAUGUCCACGAUACGCGGAGACCGUUAAGGAGGUCUUCAAGUUGCCUGAAAUCGUCACACUAAUGAAUGCAAAUAAGCAGCUGUACGAGAAUCUCACGCAAAUUACGGGCCUGACGAUUGCCAACCCGGAUGAUGUGCAGUCACUGUUCAGCACGUUGAAGGCAGAGUCAGAGUUUGGAUUGAAAUUACCGACCUGGACCCUCGACUACUACCCGGACCGUUUGCUGCCGCUAACGAAGAAGAGCUACAUCCUCAACGUCUACACCGAUGAGAUGAAGCGACUGAAGGGUGGACCAUUCCUUAGGAAAACGCUCAAUGAAUGGGAAGCUUUGAUCGCUAAUCCUACAGGCUCGAACAAGAAGCUCCUUUUGUACGCUGGCCACGAUUCCACGGUCGUCAACAUACUGGCGGCCCUGCAUGUUUGGGAUGAGCGCGUGCUGCCCGAUUAUGGUACGAUGGGCAUCUUGGAGCUGCUUCGUGAUACCCGUACCGGCAAGUAUGGUGUGACUGUGAGUCAGAAAAUGCUUGGUGGAACCGUGAAGCGUUUAACCAUUCCGGGAUGUAGUCGGUUCUGUCCGAUCGAUCAGUUCAAAACGGUACUUGCGGCCACUAUACCGACCGACUGGAAGACAGAUUGUAAGGCUAAGAACCCCGACACUGUUGAACCACCACCAUCAGGACCAUAGGAUAUCAGAAAUCGCGAUCGGAUGAAGAAGAGUGUUCGAUUGAGUGUGAGAAUGUAUUUACCCAAGCAGCAUUGGGCCCAACUCUGGCCACAAAAUCCGUCUACAUGCAGUACGAAGACCAGUUUUAACAUUAAACAAAAAAAAAUGAAAGCAACUCAAUCUUAUCAGUUCAGU